AUGGUGAAUGUCAAACGCAUAGAUUUCCUCCUGAUCGCAGGAUACUCACAGAACAUCCUCUCUGUGGAUGCAGCUAUUUCGAAAAGCUACAUCUACAACCUGAGCCUCUGCCUGGGGGUGUUUCCCUCUCUGUGGAAGACCUCCUGUGUGGUACAGGUUCCCAAAAUGCCACACGCCAAGGAAACAGCCCACUUUAGACCAGUCACCCUGGCCUCCCACCUGAUGAAGACCAUGAAGAGCCUCAUCCUUGCCCACCUGCGCAUCUCGGAGUGCCCCACCCUCUGCAACCAGACUCUACAAUUCUGCUGGCAUAAGGCGGAGUACAACCUGGACAGGACUUCCAGAAGGCACUUUCAGAGAGUCUCUAUAAUAACCUCUUUAAUGGUGCUAACUAUUGUCUUGGUGAUUCUGUCUUAUUCUUCUGAAGACGUCUCUGACUCAGACUCCACCAUUCUUCAAGUUGAUGUCAGAAACUAUCAAAUUCAAUUAAAGUCCUUAGGCAGAACUUUCCCACAUGUUGACCGUUUUCCAAAAUGUGUAAUAAACACAUCGGCUGAACAGGUCAAGGACUUCCACUCAUUUCCUCCAAUUUCUAAAGACAUUCUCUAUUACCACCACUGUCGGCAUUUUCCAAUGAUACUCGACAUCCCUAACAAAUGCGGUGGAGCUUAUGGAUCAUCUGAUGUUUUCCUUUUACUGGUCAUUAAAAGUCCUGCUGUCAACUAUGACAGGAGAGAGGUGUUGCGCAAGACCUGGGCCGAGGAGAGAUUGUCUAAUGGAGUGUGGAUCCGAAGAAUCUUUAUCUCAGGAACAAUGGGUACCGGAUAUGAAAAGGAGAGACUGAACAAGCUUCUACAGCUGGAGCAAAGGAAGUACAAUGACAUUCUCCAGUGGGAUUUCAAAGACACGUUUUCCAACCUCACGUUAAAGCAGACACUGUUUUUGGAGUGGUUCGAGAAAAACUGCCCAAACACCCAGUUUCUAUUUAAUGGUGAUGAUGAUGUCUUUGCCAACACAGACAACAUGGUAGUGUAUCUCCAACACUUUAAACGUAAUGGUGGAAGGAGGCACCUUUUUGCUGGCAAUGUCAUGCCCCAAAUGGAUCCCAUUCGCCAUCCACACAGUAGAUAUUUUGUUCCAGAAGAGCUCUACAGGCCAAAUAUAUAUCCUGAUUACUGUAGUGGUGGUGGCUACCUUCUGUCUGGCUACACAGCUUUGAUCAUAUACAACAUGUCACACUCCGUCCCCCUUAUUCCCAUCGAUGAUGCUUACAUGGGAAUGUGCUUAGCUAAGGCAGGGCUACGUCCAGAGCAUCAUAUUGGGGUGAGACCAUUUGGACUAAAUGUUAAAGGAAAAAAUGUUGAUGAGCUUAAUCCUUGCUUCUAUAAAGAAAUGCUUGUUGUUCACAGAAUGCUCUCAGGCAACAUGUAUACCAUGUGGCACAGAAUUCAAGAUCCUGAUCUUAGGUGCGCCCCCUCCAAUCCCAAAAUGUAA
This is a messenger RNA of Cyprinodon variegatus (sheepshead minnow), 1494 nucleotides long. RefSeq names its product N-acetyllactosaminide beta-1,3-N-acetylglucosaminyltransferase 3-like. Gene Ontology annotation, molecular function: hexosyltransferase activity. Gene Ontology annotation, cellular component: membrane. Bases 1 to 1494 code for a protein of 497 amino acids. The transcript has 4 exons. The record is from RefSeq and is a predicted model, not a curated record. Lineage: Eukaryota; Metazoa; Chordata; Actinopteri; Cyprinodontiformes; Cyprinodontidae.